Molecule: messenger RNA, 882 nt
Organism: Osmia lignaria (orchard mason bee)
Lineage: Eukaryota; Metazoa; Arthropoda; Insecta; Hymenoptera; Megachilidae
Source: RefSeq, a predicted model, not a curated record
UAAGUAUCGAAAAGCUUCGACUUUUUUGCGAUUUAGCACGGGUAUCUGUAUUUGCAAAACAUAGCAUCUAAAUAUUUAAAAAUAAGAGCAAUAAUUCGUUGUUUUCAGUUGUAUUUGAUUAAGUUUUUGCAAGAAGUAAAAUAUGUAUAACUGUCUUAAACUAUCUGAUUCAGUUGUAAUAUGCCCUUAUAACAAAAAUCAUUUAAUUUCAAAAUCUCGUCUUCAAAGGCAUAUUGUUAAAUGUGAAAAAAAUUAUCCUGAACAUUAUAAAGUUAUGUGUCCAUAUAAUGCAACUCAUCGCUUGUUCAAAAAUGAGAUAACCGAACAUGUUGUUACGUGCCCUACACGUAAUGUAUUGGAAUCAGAAAUGCAUUCAGAACCAAGAAGACACGGUGCCAUUAGCGUUUCAUUAAAUUCAGAAAUCUCAAGUACAGUAGAUUGCGCAGAAAACUGGGAUUUAGAAAGAGAUGAUCAUUUGAGAAUUUUACACGAUGACAAAUAUUCUUCAGUUGACAGUAUAGAAGCACACGAACUUGUUGAUUCAGAUUCAAGGGAUAACAUUGAGAAAAAAGGUUUAAGGGCUCCUCGUGGUUUUUCUGAAGCUAUGUUGAGAGAAGCAAAUGAAGAGUCUUGUGUUGAGGAUUUGGAAUCGAUAGGUAGCUCGUUGGGAGUUGGAAGAGGAAAAAAUGCUUUGAAAAGUGGUCAGUUAAAAUUAGUUGGAUUAGGUAGAGGAAAGCCGUUGGAUGAGUUUUAGAUUUAAACAUUUAUUGGUUCACCUUCAUAACUGUUGUUUAUCACAUUGAAAAAAGAAAGAAACGGAUGUUUAUUUACAUAGUACACAAUAUGUAAACUUUAUGUAGUUGCAUAAAUACUUUUAUUUAA